CGCGCGGCCGGAGGCGGGGCCUCCUGGCAGAACGCGCGAUAACUGCGCAGGCGCAGCUGACACUUCCUUUUCCGACAGCCGCCAAGAUGGCUGAAGUGGAGCAGAAGAAGAAGCGGACCUUCCGCAAGUUCACCUACCGUGGCGUAGACCUCGACCAACUGCUCGACAUGUCCUACGAGCAGCUGAUGCAGCUGUACAGCGCCCGCCAGAGGCGCCGCCUAAACCGCGGCCUGCGCCGCAAGCAGCACUCGCUGCUCAAGCGCUUGAGAAAGGCCAAGAAGGAGGCGCCACCCAUGGAGAAGCCCGAGGUGGUGAAGACGCACCUGCGCGACAUGAUCAUUCUGCCCGAGAUGGUCGGCAGCAUGGUGGGCGUGUACAACGGCAAGACCUUCAACCAAGUGGAGAUCAAACCCGAGAUGAUCGGCCACUACCUGGGCGAGUUCUCCAUCACCUACAAGCCCGUGAAGCACGGCCGGCCGGGUAUCGGUGCCACCCACUCCUCCCGGUUCAUCCCCCUCAAGUAGCCAAGACCAAUAAAGACUCGGGUUAUUUUUGGUCCCCA
Molecule: messenger RNA, 562 nt
Organism: Apodemus sylvaticus (European woodmouse)
Lineage: Eukaryota; Metazoa; Chordata; Mammalia; Rodentia; Muridae
Gene: Rps15
Product: ribosomal protein S15
Exons: 4
Coding region: 87-524 (145 amino acids)
Biological process (GO): ribosomal small subunit assembly; translation
Cellular component (GO): ribosome; cytosolic small ribosomal subunit
Molecular function (GO): RNA binding; structural constituent of ribosome
Source: RefSeq, a predicted model, not a curated record